AUGGCUUUACGAUACUUGGUUUCGGUUUCUUUAGUGGUCGCAGUUGUGGCCGACCAGACCUCUCCUCCCGCUUAUCAUCCACAGCCUUCCUAUGAACAUGAACACGAGCCUGCUGUGCCAGAAUGUGCUGCCAACACAACCAAACCAUGGUGUCUCGAAGAUGACCAUUAUCCCACCUACGAGAUCAAACACGCAGCCGAGUAUCACUACCAGAAGCUCCUCUCCCUCUAUGCUGACGUAGCCGACCUCAACACCGAGCUGUCUGUGGACCGACCAAACACCUUGGAUGAGGAAACUUACUUGUGCCCAUCAGAGACCGCUUACAUCAGGCCCCUUCGUGCACAGAACAUCGAAGGAAAAUGGCGUGUCGUAGUAAACAAUAUCGAUGCCCAUUAUCAGACUUUCACUCAGACUACACGCAUCGAAGAGUGUCUUACUUCCGGCGAUGCAUGUCCUCUGGUGCCUGAGUGCUACGAGUCCAAGUGUCUGCAGAAAUCCAUCUACCACCGCUUCCUUGUGUACGACCCCUAUGAUCAGUACUUCCCCUUCGCCAUCGAGACAUUCAAGCUUCCCGCCAGCUGUGCUUGUCUGUUGGGUGCCUACACCAUCGAUCAUUAG
Molecule: messenger RNA, 618 nt
Organism: Penaeus indicus
Lineage: Eukaryota; Metazoa; Arthropoda; Malacostraca; Decapoda; Penaeidae
Product: protein spaetzle-like
Exons: 3
Coding region: 1-618 (205 amino acids)
Biological process (GO): central nervous system formation; innate immune response
Cellular component (GO): extracellular region
Molecular function (GO): Toll binding; growth factor activity
Source: RefSeq, a predicted model, not a curated record